This is a messenger RNA of Asparagus officinalis (garden asparagus), 1657 nucleotides long. RefSeq lists its product as uncharacterized. The transcript is spliced from 4 exons. Lineage: Eukaryota; Viridiplantae; Streptophyta; Magnoliopsida; Asparagales; Asparagaceae. The coding region runs from base 105 to 1511 and encodes 468 amino acids. The record is from RefSeq and is a predicted model, not a curated record.
UCUUGCAAGUCCCUCUCCAAACCUCCAAAAUAUCUUCAACCUCUGCAUCAUAAACCUCAAACUCUUUCACCUCCUUUAUCUCUUACACAACCCUAAAACAAGCAAUGCAUUCUUCAACCCUCUUUCUUCACACUGCAACCCCAUCCUUCAUCUCUAACCCCUCAAAAUCCAAUACCAAGAACACCAAGUUUCGCAAUAAUAACUUUUCUAUACGCAAAGCUUCUACUUCUUCAUCUUCUUGGAUUAGUGAACUUGAUUUGUAUGAGCUCUUAGGAGUUGAGAGCUCAUCUGAUCAGUUGGAGAUCAAGAAGGCAUACAGAGCUCUGCAGAAGAGGUGUCAUCCCGAUAUCGCGGGGCCCGCUGGGCAUGACAUGGCAAUUGUGCUCAAUGAGGUCUAUUCUCUGCUUUCGGAUCCGAACUCGCGCUCUCUUUAUGAUCAGGAACAAGCAAAGCUAUCAGAGUUCAGAGGGUACUCAGGAAAACCGCUAUAUUCAACAUGGUUCGGAUCAGAGAACGAACAGCGUGCAGUGUUUGUCGACGAAGUGAAAUGUGUUGGAUGCUUGAAAUGUGCAUUGUAUGCUAAGAACACAUUCGCCAUUGAAUCUGUUUAUGGACGUGCAAGAGUUAUUGGGCAGUGGGCUGAUCCUGAAGACAAGAUCCUUGAUGCCAUCCAGAUUUGCCCUGUCGACUGCAUCUCGAUAGUAGAGAGAUCAAAUCUUGCUGCCCUGGAGUUUCUGAUGUCGAAGCAGCCAAGGGGAAAUGUUCGAAUGACCGGUGGAGGCAACACAGGAGGAGUUCGAGUUUCCAAUAUAUUUGCAGAGGUGAACAAGUUUCAAACAAGGUUUGAGGAGAUGAAAGAUAAAGCUUCAAAAACAAAGUCCAAGGAAUCAGACCUUCAAAGAGAAUCAAGGGUUUCUGCUGUACAGGGGAUCAGAUGCUUCUCAAACUGGUGGUACUGGCAAUCUCCUUCAUCUGAAUCUGAAACGAGCCUCAACAUGAUACACAUUCCUCAAGAAUAUACUCAAACGAACACCGAAAAACUUAGGGAAGCAGUUAGAAAAAUGAAAUCUCAAGAAAAUGCAAGGCCUGCAAAUUCUUCAAUGAAUUUUAAACACAGUGAUGAGUACUGGACACCGGUGCUGAGCCUCCCAUCGCCUGUUGAUAAUUUGAGCUCUAUAACUUCCUCAUCUGAGCCCUCACCAAACACAUUGUUAGAGGACUCACAAAAGGAUCAAAGAAGUGAAACAGUUAUAAGAAGCAAAUGGACUCUAAUGAGUUUAAGGGUUCCUUUGACAAUGGCAGCACUUUCAGCUAUGAUAGUAGGAAACAGAGGUGCAGAAAAUACCAGCCAAGCUAUAAAUAAUCACAUCGGUGGAUCCGUGGCACUAGAAGUUGUGAAUAGCUUUGAAAUGCAAGUGGUGUUAGCAGGAAUUACUUGGUUUGUCAUUGGGAUGGGAAUAAUAGGAAUGCUUGAUAUUUUAGGAAUCAAGGGAGCUUUUCGAAGGCAAUGAGAUAAAAUGUUAUGUAUUUGCAUAACAUAGAAAUAUUUAAUGUACACAUAUAAGUUACAAGGAGAUGUAAUAUGAAAUGCAUAGAAAGAUAUAAACUAGCAAGAAUAGUUACAGAUAAUGGAGAGUGGAGCUCACUGACUGAUGUU